ACUAGAAAUAAGUUUUGUCUGUUAUUUCUCCGGAUCUUCACCUCCAGAUUCUUCUCUUUUAAUUCUUCUUAUCUUACACAGCUACCAUUAAUUACAUUAAAAUGAACUGAACUGAACUGACCUUAUAGAGCUUCAACAAUGUCUACUUCGUCUCUAUGUUCCCUUCAUUUUCUUUCUCCAAAUCAAAGCUUCAAUUAUUCUAAACCUAAGCCUAAACCUCUCUUAAUUCCAAAUAAAUUUCAUAAAUUCGCACCUCUCUGCUCUUCUUCUCCGAUCAACUCCUCCGAUUCUGUUCCUUCUGCCGAUUCCAGUAACUUUUGUAUAAUUGAAGGACCGGAGACGGUUCAAGAUUUUGUUCAGAUGCAGCUUCUCGAAAUUCAGGAUAACAUUAAAAGCCGGCGUAAUAAGAUCUUUCUCCUCAUGGAAGAGGUGAGGAGACUUCGAAUUCAGCAACGUAUAAGGCGGAAAACUGCCAAAGUUAUCGAUGUGAUUCGCCAACAACAAGAAGAGGAAGAGGAGUCAGAUGAGAUGCCUGAAAUGACCUCAUCAAUUCCUUUCCUUCCUCAUGUGACACCCAAGACAUUGAAGCAGCUUUACCUCACUAGCUUGUCUUUCAUUUCCGGGAUUAUUGUAUUUGGGGGAUUAGUUGCGCCAAUUCUGGAACUAAAAUUAGGAAUCGGGGGCACCUCAUAUGAGGAUUUCAUACGCAACAUGCAUUUGCCAUUACAGCUAAGUCAAGUAGAUCCCAUUGUGGCAUCUUUUUCAGGUGGGGCAGUGGGCGUCAUUUCAGCCUUGAUGUUAAUCGAAGCAAACAAUGUUGAGCAACAAGAGAAAAAAAGAUGCAAAUAUUGUCAUGGAACUGGAUACUUGGCAUGUGCCCGAUGUUCAGCAAGCGGUGUGUUCUUGAGUAUAGAUCCCAUUUCACUAUCCAGUGCUUCUGAUAGCCCCUUGCGAGUGCCAACGACGCAAAGGUGCCUGAAUUGCUCAGGUGCAGGAAAGGUCAUGUGCCCUACGUGCCUGUGUACGGGGAUGUUGAUGGCAAGUGAACACGACCCACGAUUCGAUCCAUUCGAUUAGAGAGGUAAGAGUCGAGAAACAUAUUUUGCGACACAGCUUAGGAACAAUGUCAUUUCCAUCUGUCCAAAUGAUCGAAAGCAGCUUCUUUAAUUUGAGGAACGGUGAUCCAGAACAUAUGCAUAUGCGCACUGGUUCGAGGUAACUAUCUGUUUAAGACUCGGACUAGGGGAGUUCUGUUCACCUGUUGUGUAAUCAUCCUUAUGUGCAGAAGAAGCAAUGUACUGAUGAUGGUCAUGCCUGCAGAAAUUGUAGUAUAAGCUGGCUCUCUGUUUUGUACAAUAAUCUGGAUAAUCGUUGAGAUGAAUAUGAAAUUAUGUUGACGCGCUGGUAAUUUAUUCAAAUAAAGGGUCAUUGCAGUCCCUCA
This is a messenger RNA of Mercurialis annua (annual mercury), 1441 nucleotides long. RefSeq names its product protein ORANGE-LIKE, chloroplastic. The record is from RefSeq and is a predicted model, not a curated record. NCBI's taxonomy places the organism in Eukaryota, Viridiplantae, Streptophyta, Magnoliopsida, Malpighiales, Euphorbiaceae. Gene Ontology annotation, cellular component: chloroplast membrane. The coding region runs from base 139 to 1077 and encodes 312 amino acids. The transcript has 8 exons.